GUUAAUUGGCUCGGCGAGGCUUCUCUAACAAAUAAACAUAUUUAAUAAAAAAUGAAAUUCCCUUGUGAGCGCGCUGUACUCGGUUUUAGAGUGGUGUCAGAGUGAGUUUAUUGAAAAAGAUAGAUGAUGAUUUUAAGGAUACUCGUGUUUGGCCAUGAAUCGGAAGGUGAAGAAUGCUAUUAGGAGAAAAUAUUACCGCUCCGGCAAUGUUACCUGAAGAGUGGGAUAUUAUUGAAACCAGAAAAAAUUUAGUAUGAUGCUUGGCGAUUUGAGGUAUAUUAAAAGGGAAAACUGAAGGCACCUAGAUCAUAUCGUUGGACGUUUGUGGAGGCAGGGGAAGGCACUGAAGAAAAUGGAAGAUGGUCCGACAACUAUAGUUGACAAUCUUGCGGGCAUUUCAGAUGCAUUUGAUACGGUUGAUAGUGGUGGCUACUCAGAGGACGUGACAUCAGAAGCAUUGAAGCAGACGCAGGAAAAUGGCAGUAUGUCUGUUGAAGGAAUUUCUUUAACUGCCGAUGAUAUUAUACAGAUGGAGUUUAGUGAUCCUAAGCAGGCAGCACGUUUGUAUGAGGAGUACAGCCAUGUGAGAGGUUUUGGUAUCUGACAAGGGAAGAAAAUAAGAAACAAGAAAGGUGAAUUUUUGCGAUUCACUUAUCUGUGCAACCGCGAAGGCUUUAGAGAUAAGAAAUGGCUUCAGAUGCAUCAUCGUAAAAGGGAGCAUAAGGUUGUUACUAGGUGUGGGUGUCCAGCUGAGAUGCGGAUAAAACCAAGAGAUAGCACCGGAAAAUGGUACGUGUCACGUUUUGUGGACAAUCACAACCAUGAUCUUCUACCUGCCAAGUUUGUUGAGUACUUGCCUUCACACCGUAAAAUUUCAGAUGUUGACAUAGUCCAUUUGGAUAGCAUGAGACAAGUUGGGAUAUCAAUUCCAAAAAUAUAUGAGUCGAUAGCUGCACAAGCUGGUGGUUUUAAUCGAGUUUCAUUUACUAAGCGAGACAUGUACAAUGAAGUUAGGCGGCAGCGAGCCCUUCAAAAUGGCGAUGUGAAUGCUGCCUUGAGGGCGUUAGCCAAUGCAUCAAGGAUUGAUGAUAGAAUGUUUUGGCGGUAUGAAGUUGGGGUUGGGAAUCACAUGUGUGAUUUGUUUUGGAGCGAUGGACGUAGUCAAGAAGACUACAAAUUAUUUGGAGAUGUUCUUGCUUUUGAUGCAACAUAUGGACGGAAUAAAUACAAUCUUCCGGUGAUUGUUUUUUCCGGGGUGAAUCAUCACAUGCAAACUUGUGUUUUUGGCACUGCAAUGGUUUCCUGUGAAUCACAAUCUUCAUACGUGUGGGUCUUGACGAAGUUCCUCGAGUGCAUGGGUGGAAAACCACCUACGGCGGUUAUCACUGACGGGGAUAGAUCUAUGCAUAUAGCAAUCCAGCAAGUGUUUCCCGAAGCUCACCAUCGGCUCUGUGCCUGGCAUUUGAUAAGGAAUGCGACAACCAAUGUUUGUAAUCCAAGAUUCACAUCUUUGUUCAGACAUUGCAUGCUUGCAGACUUUGAGGUUGAAGAGUUUGAAAUGCACUGGCAAGCAAUGGUCGAAGAAUGUGGGACAAGUGACCAUGAGUGGGUUAAGGAUUUGUACACGAAGAAGUCUAGCUGGGCAACGGCAUACAUUCGUGGUUCUUUCUUUGCAGGGAUAAGGACAACCUCCCGGUGUGAGUCAUUGCAUGCAAAGCUUGGUCGCUUUGUUGAGAAGAGAUAUGGAGUCCUAGAUUUUGUCACAAACUUCCAGCGAUGUGUUGAUUUUCUCAGAGACAAUGAGGACGAGCUAGAGUUUCGUUCAUCUUAUGGCACCCCAGUCAUUCAGACUCAGUUUCCAGAGUUAGAAAAGUCAGAUGCGUUGUGUUAUACAAGGGAAAUUUUUGUUAGAUAUCGUGAGUCUCUAAAACGGUUGGUUCGUGUUACGAUUGUGGAGUGCAUCGAAGCAGAUGAUAUUUGCGUUUACAUCACACAGAAAUAUCGUCGGCCGGAUAGGACAUGGAAUGUCACGCAGAAUUCAUCACAGGACACAUUUCAUUGUACUUGUCUCAGAAUGGAGUCCUUUGGCCUCCCUUGUGUACAUAUCAUUGCUGUUCUUGUUCGGUUAGACAUUACUUCGCUUCCCAAUAGUCUGGUUCUGCCGCGGUGGUCCAAGAUAGCGAGAAUGGAUUUGUGCCGGGAUAGGGUAUGUAACCCACACAUUGAUCCAGAAGCAACUUAUCGGGCAAGGAUUAGAGCCCUACUUCAACACUGUAAGCAGCGUUUUGCAAAGGUUGCUUGUAUGAGGGAGGAAGACUAUAAAACAUAUUGUCAAAAGGUUGUGCAUGAGACAAAUAUGUUGGAAAUAAAGAAUGGAUUGCAAUGUCAAGCUACAAGCACGCAUUCUGUACCCUGGGAAGGGGGAGUAAAGGACCCAAUAGGCGUUAGGACGAAGGGAACCGGCAGAGGCAACGAACCUGCAGGGUCUAGAGGCAUUAAGCGAAGGAGAUGCAGCACCUGCGGCGUUCUCGGGCAUCGUAGGACGCGAUGUCCAAAUGGGCCCACACCAUCGCGGCAAUGUGCUCAGGAGCCGGAUAUACAUCCUUCAACAGAGACAUUUGAAACAGCAAGUCUAAACCCAUUCAGAAAUGAUACUACAUUCUAAGUUUCCUGAGGUUUACGUAUUGGAAUUGGAUACAUAUUUAUAAACUUCGCACUGAGUGGUAGAUUUUAAGGACAAGGUAAUGUGAAUCGCGUAUCUUGUGGCCAUGUAAUGGCUAUUACACUUUUUCAAAACAUUCUCAAUUUUA
Molecule: messenger RNA, 2810 nt
Organism: Arachis ipaensis
Lineage: Eukaryota; Viridiplantae; Streptophyta; Magnoliopsida; Fabales; Fabaceae
Product: protein FAR1-RELATED SEQUENCE 5-like
Molecular function (GO): zinc ion binding
Source: RefSeq, a predicted model, not a curated record